Molecule: messenger RNA, 2091 nt
Organism: Triticum aestivum (bread wheat)
Lineage: Eukaryota; Viridiplantae; Streptophyta; Magnoliopsida; Poales; Poaceae
Product: pumilio homolog 2
Exons: 8
Coding region: 130-1566 (478 amino acids)
Biological process (GO): post-transcriptional regulation of gene expression
Cellular component (GO): cytoplasm
Molecular function (GO): mRNA binding
Source: RefSeq, a predicted model, not a curated record
UAUGGUUCGCCUAGGAUUGGUGCAAGGUCCCCAGGAGGCACUUUAUCUUCUAGGCAAAAUUUAGGUGGUGCAUCCAACUACCUAGGUUACAAUGGAGUUGGAAGUCCGACUGGAGCAGCUUCUCUUCAGAUGCCUAUCGAUCCGUUAUAUGUUCAAUACCUUGCUGCCCAAGUUGCAGCCAGUUAUGACGAUCCUUUCAUGGCCAGUGGACAUCUAGGAAGUUCUUACAUGGAUUUACUUGGACCUCAGAAGGGUUGCCUUAGCCCACUGCUUCAGUCACAGAAGAACUAUGGCUGCUAUGGAAAUCCUGGAUUUGGCCUUGGUUAUGGCGGUAGUCCUUUGACGAGUCCUGUUCUGCCCUCUUCGCCUGUUGCAUCUGGUAGCCCACUUAGGCACGGUGAGCGCAGCAUGCGCUUUGCAUCAGGCAUGAGAAAUUUUGGUGGUUCUUUUGGUUCGUGGAAUCCGGACCUGGUUGGGAAGAUGGAAGGCAAUCUGAUGCCAUCACUUCUGGAGGAAUUCAAGAGCAACAAGAGCAGAACUUAUGAGCUCUCUGAAAUAGCUGGGCAUGUCGUUGAGUUCAGUGCGGAUCAAUAUGGGAGCCGAUUCAUACAGCAAAAGCUCGAAACAGCCAGCACUGAAGAGAAAGACAUGGUUUUUUCAGAAAUCAUGCCUCAAGCUCUCACAUUGAUGACUGAUGUAUUUGGAAAUUAUGUUGUUCAAAAGUUUUUUGAGCAUGGAAGCACUACUCAGAUAAAGGAACUGUCUGAUCAGCUUAUUGGGCGUGUCCUUGCUCUCAGUCUUCAGAUGUAUGGAUGCCGGGUUAUACAAAAGGCUAUAGAGGUCGUGGAUUUAGCUCAGCAGACUAAAAUGGUUGCUGAGCUGGAUGGACAUAUCAUGCGCUGUGUACGUGAUCAAAAUGGUAAUCAUGUAAUCAAGAAAUGCAUAGAGUGCAUCCCUCAAGACGUUAUCCAGUUCAUUGUCUCAACUUUCUAUGGUCAAGUUGUGCUGCUAUCAACUCAUCCCUAUGGUUGUCGGGUUAUCCAAAGGGUGCUGGAGCACUGUGAUGAUCCCACAACACAGCAGAUAAUGAUGGAUGAGAUUCUCCAGUCUGUUUGCUUGCUAGCUCAAGAUCAGUAUGGUAACUAUGUUGUUCAGCAUGUUCUGGAACAUCGCAAGCCACAUGAGAGAACUGCUAUCAUUGACAAGUUAAUUGGGCAGAUUGUGCAAAUGAGCCAGCAAAAGUUUGCUUCAAAUGUCAUUGAGAAGUGCUUAGCUUUUGGUAACCCUAUAGAGCAGCAGAUCUUGAUUGGUGAAAUGCUCGAGUCUACUACUAAAAGUGAACCUCUUGAGGUGAUGAUGAAAGAUCAGUUUGCAAACUAUGUGGUGCAGAAGGUGUUGGAGACUUGUGAUGACCAGCAGAGAGAGAUGAUCCUUACAAGGAUCAAAGCUCACCUGAAUACACUGAAGAAGUACACCUAUGGGAAGCACAUAGUCGCGCGUGUAGAGAAGCUAGUUGCUGCUGGAGAGAAGCGCCAGGGGCUUCAACCAGCAUGCACCGCCGCCUGAAGGGUGGAACUAUGCAGUUGUACAGCUAACAGUGGCUAGGUUUGCGCUCGCGUGUUCCCCCCAACAACUGAAAACCCUAUAAGAUCGACUAGUAAUGGUACCGGCAUGAAUAAGAUACAAAUCUUGGUUGCACUGGAGAGAGUGUACAUUCUGUAGGUGAGGAGGCAAAGACUAAUCUGAGAGACUAAGCUGUAAAGAGGAGGAAGAGGGUGGAGUAUGUUUGAACAUGUUACUCUGAUCACUGUACAAAUUUAGCACUAGAGAAGAGAAGAGAGUGAGAAAGCUGUUAGCUGUCGUAAAAAUGUCCGAGUUGAGAGCCGCUGCGACUACUUUUUUAGUUAUCCUGUUGUGUGUCUCGUGUCGAUAGAAGCAAACAAACCAUGAUGAUGGCUUGCUGUUGUUGUAAGAUAAAACUCUUUUCCGCAGUUUAAGCUGAAGUUAUUAGUAUCAGCUUUGCUGAACUGUUGAACAGUUUCGUGUAUUAAUGGAGUGUGUCCGUCUGUAAUCUAAUCGAGGAUGAUGAAA